UUUAUGUGUCAUAUGACAGUGUCAUCAGAUUCACAAUUUCUUUUACUAUUUUAAUGGAAAAUGUGUGAUUUAAACGAUAAUCCAAUUAAAUUAAGUGUUAAGUGGAAUGGCAAAGAAUAUGAAUUACCGGAAUUAUCUCCGUCUGACUCAGUGGCGAUGCUAAAAAUCGCUAUCGAAAAUGCCACUGGAGUGCGACCGGAAAGACAAAAACUCCUUAAUGUUAAGUUUCAGGGUAAAGUGGCAACAGACAAUUUUACAUUGUCUACCCUGAAUCUUAAACCAAAUCUCAAGAUCAUGAUGAUGGGUUCUUUAGAAGAAGCAAUAGAAGGUGCCAGAACAAAGCCAGAUGUUGGCGAUGAGGUGAUCAAUGACUUGGAUAUUGAGGAAGAAGAAGUGGAUAUUGAGAAUCAGGAGAUUUACUUGUCAAAGAUAAAUAAGAGGGUGCGAGACUACAAGAUCAAUGUGUUAAACGAACCUCGACCUGGCAAACGGUUACUCGUUUUAGACAUAGACUACACUCUCUUCGAUCACAGAUCUGUUGCGGAAACUGGUUACGAGUUAAUGCGUCCUUUCCUUCACGAGUUCCUCGCAUCUGCUUAUGAGGAUUAUGACAUCGUUAUAUGGUCUGCAACAGGAAUGAAAUGGAUUGAAGAGAAGAUGAAACUGCUUGGUGUAACGACGCACCCUGACUAUAAAAUUAUGUUCUAUUUGGAUUACCUGGCUAUGAUUACAGUACACACCGCCAAAUAUGGAACUAUUGAUGUAAAACCUCUAGGCGUUAUUUGGGGUAAAUAUCCACAAUACACUUCCAAAAAUACGAUAAUGUUCGACGAUAUCCGUCGUAACUUUAUCAUGAAUCCGAAGAACGGUCUUAAAAUCCGACCAUAUAGACAAGCUCAUUUGAACAGAGAAAGAGAUAGAGAACUGCUGCUUUUAUCUAAUUAUCUAAGAGAAAUUGCGCAUUAUAGCGAAGAUUUCGACAGUAUAAACCAUAAAAAAUGGGAAAAAUACAGACCGGAAAAAUACAGGACCCAAGCGGGUAAUAAGAGAAAGGCUGAGGAUAGUCCGUCCUAAACAUAGGAAUGACAAUACAAUGAAUUUUAAGCCUUUUUUGAAGGGCAAUAAAGCUUAAUUUUUUCGCUUAAAAGACUGCGGAAUUAAGACUUGUGUUUACGCAUCAUGGAAAUAGUAGAACGAUUUUGAAAAUCUGUAAAAUUGCAAGAAAAAGUUAAUAAUGGAUAUCAUUUCAAAUGCAUUGAGUUUGGAUCAUUCCAAAACGUUUUUAAUAGUAGGCCAGAGACACACAUUCGAUUUAACUAAAUACAUUGAGCCAAAAUUUUCAACACUUUACUUAAUUUCUAGUUGCAAGGCAUUUAUUGUUAGUACAGCUUAAUAUGCAUAAAGGAUUUAUGCAUAGUGAUUGUUUACUCUGUGGAUGCAUAUUAAAUAGCAUGCAAUAUUUUGUAUGUAAACACUAUUAAUAUUGCCAGGAUUUUAAAUCGAAUGUGUGCUCUUAAUCUUAAUUAUUCAUAAAAUCUUUAAGCAAUUCAUAAUAAGUGGUAUUAAAUAAAUUACAAUAUUUUAAUGUGUAAUGUCAUAACUUCAUUGGUUUUUUUUUACUAAUAAAAAAAUUCUAUCAAUCAGUAAUCCAUUUUAAAAUAAAUCAGCGUGUUAUAGUUUUCAUGUAAUAGAACAA
This is a messenger RNA of Nymphalis io (European peacock), 1696 nucleotides long. It is a transcript of the gene Ublcp1, whose product is annotated as ubiquitin-like domain-containing CTD phosphatase 1. The transcript has 5 exons. Gene Ontology annotation, cellular component: nucleus. Lineage: Eukaryota; Metazoa; Arthropoda; Insecta; Lepidoptera; Nymphalidae. Gene Ontology annotation, biological process: protein dephosphorylation. The record is from RefSeq and is a predicted model, not a curated record. Gene Ontology annotation, molecular function: protein serine/threonine phosphatase activity; protein binding. The coding region runs from base 61 to 1074 and encodes 337 amino acids.